UGGUGCAUAAUCGAGAGCUGGUCACACUGCGCUGCGUGUUAUGCAAAAGGCGUCCAGAAAUUUUGGAUUGGCAAACCUUUUCUCCUUUAAACAAUAUUAACAAAGCCAGCCAACAUGGCGACGGCCGUGCCGCAUGUGCCCCCAAAGCAGGACCUGCCACCACCCGGUGGCUACAAGAAGAUUCCCUUUGCCCGUGUGCCUCCCAAGAGUUAUUUCACAGGCUUUGGCAUGAUUGGAGCCUAUGUGGCAAUUACUGCUGCUGGUCUGGGCGUCUAUUAUCUCACAGCUAAGAAAAUAAAACGCGACGAAAUUGAAAUGCGUUCCGCACAGAAUGUGAUCUUCCCCAUCUUAAUUGCUGAGCGUGAUCGUGAAUUUCUACGCCAACUGCGUCGCAAUCGUGAUGAGGAAGCUGAGCUCAUGAAGAACGUGCCCGGCUGGGAGGUGGGCACCUGGUACGGCGAGCCCGUGUACAAGACUUUGCCCGAGGAUACGCUAGUCACGCCUAUUUUCAAGGAGUUCUAUGCCCACUCAGACUACAAAUCGUAUGCUAAGCGUGCCAAUCUGAAGCUCUGGUCAUAAAAGUUUUGGCUUUGAAUUAGUUAAUGCAUAAUUGUGAAAACCUAAUUUUUUGUUUGUAGAUUUGCCUAAGCGCUCAUUUUAAAUGAAUAACAGCAUCGGUUGAAAUGAGAAAGAAAUAGAAA
Drosophila busckii is the source of this 701-nucleotide messenger RNA. RefSeq names its product NADH dehydrogenase [ubiquinone] 1 alpha subcomplex subunit 13 (gene ND-B16.6). NCBI's taxonomy places the organism in Eukaryota, Metazoa, Arthropoda, Insecta, Diptera, Drosophilidae. The coding region runs from base 115 to 579 and encodes 154 amino acids. The transcript is spliced from 4 exons. The record is from RefSeq and is a predicted model, not a curated record.